Colletotrichum tamarilloi is the source of this 150-nucleotide messenger RNA. RefSeq lists its product as uncharacterized. The transcript has a single exon. NCBI's taxonomy places the organism in Eukaryota, Fungi, Ascomycota, Sordariomycetes, Glomerellales, Glomerellaceae. The record is from RefSeq and is a predicted model, not a curated record. The coding region runs from base 1 to 150 and encodes 49 amino acids.
AUGUUUACAAGGCGUCGCAUUGGCGCGGCAUUCUCAGAUUCUCCGUUUGGCCCUUUCUUUUGCAUCUUCUUCGAGUGGCAAUGGCCAACCACAUGGCAAGGUUCUUCUUACUUGGCGAUGGACGAGCCGCAGGCUGGCGACGUACUUUGA